AGGCCCAAGGCUGAUGGGCCACCAGAAAAGAAAGAAAAUCAUUUCAGCCUCACCCUGAACCGCCUGCAUCUCUAUUCUCGUUGUCGACUCUGAACUUGCCCUCUCUCUCUCUCUCUCUGCAACUGCAAACUACACGAAUCAGAAGUUCAAAACCCAUAUAUUUCAGUUUAUAUAUCUGUCUGGCACGAAUCAAAAGUUCAAAACCUAUAUCGGCAUAUCAUUUCAGAUUGUUCAAAAAAUCAAAACCAUAUCUUUCAGUUUCCAUCGCCCGCUGUUCGUCGCCGUUCGCAAGCUAAAUUUUCGAAGAUGAAGAAGACCCAAAACCACAUCUAGGAAAUAAGGUUAGAAUCACUCUCUAUCAACGUAAAUAAUGUUAAGAAGAAGACUAUCUUCCUUGCUAGCAACUUCGAUUCACAAUGCUUCCAUUUACAAUACCAAACCCAGCUCGAUCGUCUCAAGGGCUGUCUCAUCACCACGUUUGCCUUCACCGUUGGUAGAAAACGCUAACCCUAAUCCCAAUUUCAUCAAUGGCAGUGGGGUGUUUGCUCCUCGGGGUAUAAGGGCUUAUAGCCUUCUGAGUCUGAACGAUUUGCAAGAUAACAAGGGGGCAAGUAAGCAGAAGACGAGGAAGGGUCGUGGGAUUGGGUCUGGGAAAGGCAAGACUGCUGGAAGAGGUCACAAGGGGCAGAAGGCCAGAGGCACCAUGAAGUUUGGCUUCGAAGGCGGCCAGACUCCAAUGCGUCGACGAAUGCCGAAAAGGGGGUUUAAGAAUCCCUUUACUCUCCAUUUUCAGCCAGUGGGACUAGGGAAGAUUGCUAAAUUUAUCAAUGCAGGGAAGAUAGACUCUUCAGAGUUGAUCACCAUGAAAACUCUCAAGGAUACAGGGGCAAUAGGGAAGCAAAUUAAAGAUGGAGUAAGAUUGAUGGGACGCGGUGCCGAAGAGAUAAAAUGGCCUAUUCAUCUUGAGGUUUCGAGGGUGACUGUCAGGGCAAAGGCAGCAGUUGAAGCCGCGGGUGGGUCUGUCAGGAGAGUGUACUACAACAAGUUAGGCUUUCGGGCAUUGCUGAAGCCUGAGUGGUUUGAAAAGAAGGGAAGGUUGCUGCCAAGAGCAGCUAGACCUCCCCCGAAACUGAAAGAUAAAGUGGAUAGCAUUGGGCGCCUGCCAGCACCAACCAAGCCAAUUCCAUUUUCACCAGAAGAAGAAGAUGCAAUGCCUGUUUCCGCCUGAUGACCAAGAAAAUUUUUGUUCCAGAUUUUGUAAAACAUUCAUAAAUUUCCGAUAUGUUUUGGAUGUUAAUUUAUGUGGUGACAUUUUAUGUGGUUUUUGUUUUGGCUUUGAUAAACACUUGCUACAUGAGUGUGGUUCAAUAUGCAAUUAUGUGAAAUAUUUAAUCAAA
Cornus florida is the source of this 1397-nucleotide messenger RNA. RefSeq lists its product as uncharacterized. The transcript is spliced from 4 exons. Lineage: Eukaryota; Viridiplantae; Streptophyta; Magnoliopsida; Cornales; Cornaceae. Gene Ontology annotation, biological process: translation. Gene Ontology annotation, cellular component: mitochondrial large ribosomal subunit. The coding region runs from base 371 to 1228 and encodes 285 amino acids. The record is from RefSeq and is a predicted model, not a curated record. Gene Ontology annotation, molecular function: structural constituent of ribosome.